Messenger RNA from Lottia gigantea (owl limpet), 1617 nucleotides. RefSeq lists its product as hypothetical. Gene Ontology annotation, biological process: early endosome to late endosome transport. The record is from RefSeq and is a predicted model, not a curated record. The transcript has 19 exons. Lineage: Eukaryota; Metazoa; Mollusca; Gastropoda; Lottiidae. Gene Ontology annotation, cellular component: plasma membrane; transport vesicle; tubular endosome. The coding region runs from base 4 to 1617 and encodes 537 amino acids. Gene Ontology annotation, molecular function: guanyl-nucleotide exchange factor activity; SNARE binding.
AAGAUGUCUUAUGACAUGGACGAGUUGGAUAUAAAUCCGUUUUUUAGAGCCUUACAGACAACAUUUAGUGAUUUAUAUGAAAAAGCUCAGGAAAAAUGUUAUUUGGUUUGUGUUCCUCAAAAAUCUAAUUUAGUUGGUGCUUCUAUUAACCAAAAAUUAUUAGAAAGUCAUAUUUUACGUCCCUCUCCUUAUUUCAAAGGACAGUAUAUAAGUCAAUACAAUCCGGAUAAUCAAACAGUUUCUAUAGAAGAUAAUGGACAGAUUAUUCAUCUAUUACAAGGGUAUAAAGACAAGAAAACAAUAAGGAUAUUGAGUGAAGAAUUAGCUUAUAAUAAGAACUAUCAACCAUAUAAAAUACUUAUAGUUGAAGAACCAUUUGAGAUAAGAUCAACGGGAGCAGCCUUGUCUUCCACCAAAGAAAGUCCAAUCAACGAUCUUUUAAUCCCCAAAUCUACCUUCACAGAAUCAAAGUGCUUCCUUCAGUCCAUUACAGAAUUUUCAAAAGUCUUGCAAGAAAUAGAUAAAGCUAUCAGUGAUUUUAAUCAACAUUAUAUGGUAUUAAAAGACUAUCUAGAAGAUGUUGCUGAUAGAAUUCAAUUUAUAGUGGCUAAUUUGUCAGAGAAAUGUAUAAGUUGUUCAAAGAAGAAGAUUCACUCUGACCCUAGAUUUAAAGAUGUAUUGUAUGGAGCUGUAGAAAGUUAUUUUUUAGGAAUGGUGUAUAAUAAAGUAUUUAGUGCAAUUUGUGAGAAGUUUUCACAAGAAGAUAGAGAUCUGUAUAACAAAUGUUUUCAUUUAGAUAAUAUAACUCCAGCUCAACUUGAUAUACCCAAACAAUUCUCUUGUCCUCUUCCUACAGCGAUAUUUGAGUUAUCCAGAUUGAAAGAUUUUCAUACACCGAAAGAAAAAUUAAAUACAUUGAAAGCAGUUAUUGAUAGCAUUACCAUGGAAAUAGAAGCUCAUGUUAAUUCAACGAAACAAAAAAUUGAUGUCUUUCCCUUAACCAGUAAAUCAGAUACACCAUGCCUUACUUCAGAUGAUCUUAUUCCAUUAUUGGUGACAGUAAUAGCUGGAGCUAAAUGUACAACUCUAGAAAGUGAUUUAUAUUAUAUGGAAUAUUUUCUCUGGAAUUCAACAUUUAAAGACAUGGAUGAUGUCAGUUACUGUUUGGUUACAUUCAAAGCAGCAGUACAAUAUAUGCAGGAAACAGACUUUAAUACUCUUGUACAAAAAUCUCAUAAACCAGUUAGAGAGCCUGGCGUAAGUGAACUGUUAUCUGGAAUGAAAAUAAGUCCAUUUGAUUCACCAGGUGAUAGACUAUCUACACAAUCAAGUCGUGAAAAUAAGAUUGAUUCCUACAGUGAUUUCCUAUCUACACAAAACAUUCGUAAAGAUAAGAAACCUGUAAAAUUAUCUACUUUAUUGUCACAAGAUGGUAAAAGUCAUAAAGAACCUCAACAACAAGGGGAAAGAAAGAUUAAAUCUAUUUUCAACGAAUCUGUAAAGAGAUAUUCACCUAAUAUGAUGUUAGAAAAUAAAUCAGAUGAUAAUCCACUGGGUGAUUUCCUAUCAGGUUUACAAAAUGAUCCAUUUGAACAGUCUUUUGGUAAACAAUUCUGA